ACACCACUGGCAAGAAGAAGAAUAAUAAUCGGCAGUGACUUGUCACAAAUUCGUCACAUCGCAUUUUUACCGCUCCUCUGACUUCUGCUUUUACUCGGCUCAUACCAAUAACAAUCGUGUUCGGCUGGAGGGAGAAAAAAAAAAAGUGGGCAAGGGGAAAAAUAGGGUCUUGCCUAAUACUGCCUUCGAUUGACAUUUGUCACCCACUGGUUUUCCACCUGCACGCUUGGUUCUCUUUGCACCAUUUGCUGUCCGUGUCAAGAAUAAAUAGGAGAUGGCUCGCGUUUCCCUGGACUCGGAGAGGCCUAUUAUGGCUCCAUCGCACCACGAAUCAAAGCGCUUCUCAACAUAUAGCGGCGUCCCCUCGCUCGCGGCCUCAGACGGUACUACCAGCACGCUGCCUAGCGGCGACCCACGAAUGGCCGAAAUCAAAGAAUACUCCGAAGGCCUCGACCGCCUCGAGAGCAAACCGCUCGAACAACAGCGAUUCAUACCCAGCGCAGAGAAAUCUGACAACCUGAACAAGUUGGCUCUCGGUGCCAAAGUCGAACGUGCGCUCGGCCGGAGGAUGACGGGCCAAGACGCCGUCAUGCGGAAACCUGUGAUAUUGGACGAGAAGAAGGCUUUGGAGAAUUGAUCGGCUGCUUCUUUCUUGCGUGUUUUCCACUGCAUAAUGUUGAUCUGCUGAUCAGGACGAUAUACAUGCACACAUAUGCUCAAUCUUUCUGCGUCUAUCUUUGUCUAUCUUUCCUUGUCUAUCUUUGUUCUUGGUUUACCCGGCAUAUUGUCUACGGCUUCAACGACGACCUCCUUGGUUAUGAUUGGCGUCUCCAUUCUUCCUGCAAAUGCUCUCUUAUAUAUACCUGCUAUGCUCAUUUAUUCGUUGAUUGGAUCAGUUUGACUGAUAUUCUUUGGUGUUGCGGUACAGACCAUAGUGAGACCAGCGUAUUGAAAUCAAUAUCAAUAUCAAUAUCAAUGUCAAGAUCAAUUUCUUACUCAAAUGACUUGUUCAAUGACUUCCAUGUCAAAGCGAGGUGUAUAUACUAUCAUCAUUGACAUCAAUAGAUGGCAUAAUAUAAGAGAUGCCUUGUCGCCUUAG
This is a messenger RNA of Talaromyces proteolyticus, 1099 nucleotides long. RefSeq lists its product as uncharacterized. The record is from RefSeq and is a predicted model, not a curated record. The transcript has 2 exons. Bases 275 to 637 code for a protein of 120 amino acids. NCBI's taxonomy places the organism in Eukaryota, Fungi, Ascomycota, Eurotiomycetes, Eurotiales, Trichocomaceae.